UAAUAAUAAUAAUAAUAAUAAUAAUAGUUGUUGGUGGUGUUAAAAACUACAACAGCAUUCAUUGAAUGACUCACUGAAUAAAUAGUCUGAUUUAUUUGUGUUGAAGUGUCAUGUGUCUGCAUGACUGCAUGCUGUGCACUUUGUUCGAUGUAAAGUGAUACCUUUCUUGGAAAUUUCUUCCACAAUACUUCCUAAAUGAUGAAUAGUUAAGGUGCAAGCAACAUGAACAGCCAGCUGCAACUCUCCUUCACUGCAACAUUUGUUCUUAGAAAGGAUCUGCCUGUGUCAAAUAAUGUUCUGGCAUUUGAAAAAGGACCUGCAUUUUCUCUGUUCUUUUCAGUAACACCAUGUGCUACCAGAUCACUGUGGUGAGCUCUAAUUUCACUUUAGCAAUGUUUGCAGAAGGCUUUUUUAUCAUCAUUUGUAACGCCACGAAUCCAUUCCAUUAAACCUUUUUCCGUCUCACGUUCUUUGCGAUUUUUUUUUUACCGUAUUUUCCCCAUUUACCUGCCAUUACAUCCGUGGCCUCAACCACCACUCAACAUUUCCGGUUUAACUUACGUAUGGUCAUUUCUAGAUUGUGACGUGACAUUGAACCCCAAACGCGCCCUUCCAAUCAGGUUUCUUCCUGACUAGCUGACGCUGCAGCGGUCCUUGGGUUGCCAAGGUAUCCCAUCUUGGGAUUAAUCCACAUUAGGAAACGGAACAUUUAUCUUUGUUAAGCCGGGGUUACACUGUGUGAUUUUGGCCACAAUUUGGUCGUCUGAGACAAAUUUUAAAAUCCUAAAGAUUCCUAUAAUCCUAGGCAAAAAUCUGUAGUCUUUGAUCGCUGGUUUGACAUGUUCGCCGACAGCCGAUUAAUGGCCGUUGCGAUCGGUUUUUUCAUCCGAUGAACUUCUAGCAGUGUCAGAAGAUUUCAGAAACUUUCCUGCAGUGUGACUUCUCCUACGAUGACCGUCAAACCAACAACCAAUAGGAGCGCAGAACCUGAUGACGCAAUUAACCACAACUUCAAACCACAUCAGCGAAAAUGUCGAAACGAGUCAGGUGGACCGUCCAGCAAGAAGAGAAACUUGUUGAGUUAUGGAGGGAAAAGGAGUGUUUGUAUGACGUGUCGUCGGUGCUGUAUCAUGACAGGGCUAGAAAGGUAGCGGCUUGGAGAGAGAUGGCUCUGGAAAUACAAAUUUCAGCAUCGGAAGUACAAACAUGUGCAUCAUCGCUGCACACCCAGUUUUCCAAAUUGUUGCACCCCAAACCCAGCGGAAGUGGCACAAAAGAGCUCACAGAACUAGACAGAACUGGAUUCUCAGGAAUUUAGAUUUUCUCAGGUCUCACGUGCAGCCUCGCCAGGGUGUCAGUACACUUAAUCUGGAUGAAAUGUACGACAGUGGAGAUGACCAAGUGCUGCAUAAUGAGGAAUUAGAGGAAUCAGAUACAUCAGAGUCCUCUUCACAUGAUCCAUCACAACCAAGAAGCUCCACAAUCUGGCACAAGCAGAGUCAAAGGCCAAAGCUGAGAGAAGAGGACAAGUUGGAGAGGGAGAAGGUGGACAUCCUGAAGCAAGUUGCUAGUUCUGUCUGUAGCAACACUGAAGAUUCUGAUGACAUUUUUGGCAAACAAGUAGCCAGUGAAAUGCGUCUUCUUAAAAAUACAACCAAGAAAAUACAGGCUAGGCGAGCAAUAAUGAGAGUUUUAUAUGAAGCACAAGAUAGGUUCAUGUCUGCACAGUGUAGGGCGCAAGUACCUUAUCCUCCAGGCCCACCCACUCAGCCUACAUUUUCCCACUUUGUGGAGCAUUCAGCACCACAUCAGCCACUAUUUCAGGUUUCUCCUUACCAACAGACUCCUCUAUCAACAAGCUACACACAGUUGCUCGAUGGACGUUAUACUCAAGGAGGAGAUAAAAACAGUACUGAGUAAAUGUUUUGUGUUAAAAGGUAGUUCAAAUGAAUAAAUAAAUGAAUGGGACCCCAGAUCUGUUUGGUUAUUAACAGUCUUCAAAAUAUCUUCGUUUGUGUUCAUUAAAAGAAAAAAUUUUAUACAGAUUUUAAGCAACUUGAGGGUGAGUAAAUGAUGACAGUUUCAUUUUUGGGUGAACUAUUCCUUUACAUUUUGAAGCUAUGUUUGCACUGUGAUAUCUCAAGAAGUUUACAUAAUUAUUUUUGAAUGUUC
Hemibagrus wyckioides is the source of this 2172-nucleotide messenger RNA. RefSeq lists its product as uncharacterized. Bases 1207 to 1920 code for a protein of 237 amino acids. The transcript is spliced from 3 exons. The record is from RefSeq and is a predicted model, not a curated record. NCBI's taxonomy places the organism in Eukaryota, Metazoa, Chordata, Actinopteri, Siluriformes, Bagridae.